AUGGCGAGCGAGAUCAAAGAGGAGCUGGCCCGAGCCGGACCAACGCUCCUGCUUUACCGCGAAGAUGACGUCCCCGAAGGCAACCUUAAGCCCAAGUACAUCGCCAUGGGCACGCCUCGCGACAACUGGCUGUUCCAAGACGAGCGCUUCACACGACACGUCAAGUCCGUGAGUUUUGAGACCGAUGUAUACCAUGCGCUACGCUCCGGAGAGCACUAUGACCUCAUGCACCUUCUAUUGGACGAAGACGCGGCGAUUCGUGCAUUCGCAUGGAACAGCAAACUGAUGACCAACGCAAUAUCUGUGAUGCUUGUGCUGAGGGAACGCUCUCAUCAGCCGCGCGUAUUGCCUCCUCAGGGGCCAAGUCGUCGGAGCACUCGACGCAACAAUGUAGAGAAGGUCAAGUACUCCUUUGUUGUUGUUCUUGACUACGUGAGUCAGGGCAUUCCGGUUCUUCUCGAUCUGUCCGGAUGGUGGAAAUCUACGGAACACUUCUCGGCCGUUGGCAUGUCGGGCGGGUGA
Cyphellophora attinorum is the source of this 522-nucleotide messenger RNA. RefSeq lists its product as uncharacterized. The record is from RefSeq and is a predicted model, not a curated record. The coding region runs from base 1 to 522 and encodes 173 amino acids. Lineage: Eukaryota; Fungi; Ascomycota; Eurotiomycetes; Chaetothyriales; Cyphellophoraceae. The transcript has a single exon.